UCUUGCUUUAUAUUAUUAUUUGUAUUAGUUAACGUCGGGCUUUUAGGUCAUCGAAAAUCCAUUAUUGUCAUUUAUAAGUAUUUUACCCCCUAACCCCUGAACCCCUUUCAGGUGAGAGUCCACCGUCUAUCAUAAGUUGACUUCCUACAUGUCGUUUUCACUUCUUUCACAGGAACUUAAUCCACAGCUAGACGACCCUGACGAUCAAUAUAGCGCAUCGCAGAGUGGUCUUCAUAAAUCCCAUUCGUUUCUCCCACCACAGCACUCACAGGAAUCCUCAUGUCUUCCGUUCGAGCAUCAUCCUCGUGGACUGCCUCUAGUCUUCAGUCCAUGGCCACCAUCGCCAAUCUCUUCUCUUCUCUUCUCUUCAUUCGUCUCCAAUUCCAGGGACCCCACGAUGCGCCUCAUCGAUGUCAACACCCUCAAGCUCAAGGAGUUCUUCGGCUCCGCGAUCCCACCGUACGCUAUCCUCUCUCAUACGUGGGGGGACGAGGAAGUCACGUUCCAGGAUUGGGAGCGCAUUGACGUUGACAAGUCCAUCAAGCGCAAGGCUGGGUAUGUCAAGAUUACGGGGGCGUGUCGUCGUGCUCAGGCAGAUGGACUGAAGUACCUCUGGUGCGAUACCAACUGUAUCGAUAAGCGCAGUUCGGCUGAGCUGAGUGAGGCUAUAAAUAGCAUGUUUGCUUGGUACUACAACUCCGCUUUAUGCUAUGCAUACCUAGCUGAUGUGAAGUCGGGGGAACUCAAACUUGCCCAGAGUCGAUGGUUCACUAGGGGGUGGACGCUUCAAGAAUUGCUGGCACCGUGUGAAGUUGUUCUCUUUGAUUACCGCUGGAGCAUGCUUGGAAACAGGGGAAAGCUAGCAGCACCUCUCUCCGAUAUUACAAAGAUUCAUAUUGGAGCCUUGAAGGACCGAGAAACAAUACGAGACUACUCCAUCGCUCAGCGUAUGUCAUGGGCCUCCAUCCGUGAGACAACACGCUCUGAAGACGUUGCAUAUUGUCUUUUAGGCAUUUUCGACAUAAAUAUGCCUUUGCUAUACGGCGAAGGAGUUAAAGCGUUUAACAGGCUACAGCGAAAAAUAAUCAAAAUAUCGAAUGAUCAAAGUAUUCUAGCAUGGGAUUCGCAACCUUCCGAUGCUCACCUUUUAUCAAGCGCUCUAGCACCCUCUCCAGCUGAAUUUCGGUUCUGUGGCUCAAUAGUGGCAAGUCGUGACCAACAAAGUGCCUAUCCCAUCACAAAUUUAGGCAUAUCUAUGAACAUUGCCCUUAUCAAAACUUACGUCGGGAGGAGAGUUCUAGUUGGGUUAAAUUGUGCUGAAGAGCUACGGCGAGAAGCUCCCCACUCUAAAUUUUCUUCUGGGGUCCAGUUGUGCAGACGUUUUCGAGUUUGGAUCCCAUUGUGUCAACUAAAUCAUCAUGUAUAUCUCAGAGCACACCAUCCAUCCUCUAAGAUUUUCCUUGAAAAUUCAUAUCCUAUCCUCGAGCAACCAAUUCCAACGGAUUUGUUUCUAAGUCUGGACACUUCUCAAGCUCAUACCGUGCGACCCCUCAAAAAUGAAGGAAAUGCCGAGAUAUUGCACCAGCAUUCCUCUCGUUCGCCAUCCGGGGUACUUGUUAUGGUGGCUUCAGGAAAUACAGCACCGGAUAGAUGCAUUCUCAAGGAAGCGUACCCCCUAGGUGACACUGUCAUUAUUGACAUGAAGUGCCGAGGAGUUGGUACGAGUUCACAUAAGCUCAUAUCAUCAAGUGGCCUUUCCGUAAUAUUUUCGGUAUUUUGGGAUAGCAAUGGAUUGCCGCAGGACUGGCAAUCCACAACUAUUCUCGAUCCAAGCUUAAAUACUAGUAGCAGUAUGACAUCUCAGUCAGAGUGGAGUUGCCUUUUUGAUAAAAGCAAGCACACGGCCUCCACCCGAUGCUGUAAUAAUGUAGUGGCGAUGCGAUCAAUACAUGAAAGAUUACGGAAAGUAUUUGGGAAAUCAUUAGUUGCAAAUAUAAUGGAGGGAAAAACUCCAAUUGUCAAUGUGGAUUCAAAGGUAUUGAAGGAUUCAUUUGAACAACCACAAUUGAUCAUAGAAAUUAUCUUUCGGGAACCUCCAAAAUUUGUAUAUAAUGCUUAAACUGGUAGUACCUACGUACCUAUAUACUGCCUAAAUUAGUAUUACUAGGUAGUAUACGCCUAAUGUACCUAACCUAGUAUACAUAGUACC
Messenger RNA from Hypoxylon fragiforme, 2209 nucleotides. Its product is annotated as HET-domain-containing protein. The coding region runs from base 149 to 2119 and encodes 656 amino acids. The record is from RefSeq and is a predicted model, not a curated record. The transcript has a single exon. NCBI's taxonomy places the organism in Eukaryota, Fungi, Ascomycota, Sordariomycetes, Xylariales, Hypoxylaceae.